Biomphalaria glabrata is the source of this 7054-nucleotide messenger RNA. RefSeq names its product nuclear pore complex protein Nup214-like. Bases 239 to 6631 code for a protein of 2130 amino acids. Gene Ontology annotation, cellular component: nuclear pore. The record is from RefSeq and is a predicted model, not a curated record. Gene Ontology annotation, molecular function: protein binding; structural constituent of nuclear pore. Gene Ontology annotation, biological process: RNA export from nucleus; protein import into nucleus. NCBI's taxonomy places the organism in Eukaryota, Metazoa, Mollusca, Gastropoda, Planorbidae. The transcript has 40 exons.
UGUUAAUGUAUGCAAUCUUAGUUUCUAUGUAACACCACCCUGGCAAACGGAAACGAAUGUAAGAUUUUAGACCUAAUUUGAAUUCUCGGAAAGAAGAUUUCUAGAUACUAAAUAGAUUUAGAUCUGCUUAGUGAUUCAUUUAGAAAGGAACCAAAUUUUAUAUCGAGAUCAGGUCCUAGCAUCACAUAUCCAAUGUAUUUCAGGAAAUAGAAUCUACAUUAUUAGCUGAGUUGUAAAAAUGACAGACAACGAUCCUCCCGAAAGGGAAAUAAAGGAUUUUGAAUUUAUUCAACUCUGUAAGUUCCGUGUUAGUACAUCUGACAAUGCAGAUUUAUUCAGCAAAAGAGGAAAGCUUGUUGCAUGUUCUUCCAACUAUGGUCUUCUCUUUUUUGGCACCAAAUCAGGGUUUAAUGUUGUGAAAACACAAGAGUUGAUGAAGAUUGAUGAAGGUCUAGGUAAAGAGAGAAACAAAGUGACUGUCAAUGAUGUGCCUGUGGAGUUUAAAGUGGAUAUAAACUCAUCCCAAUUAGUAAUCCUAGAUGUGAGUGGUGACGGGCUUUACCUUGCUGCUGUUGUAUCUCAAGCAGGAACAUUUUCUGUACUGUUCUAUGACAUUCGCAUUUUUGCUGAUAAGAAUGCUCCAGUGUUUCCAUUUGCUACUAUGCCACUAUCAGUGUCCCAGCCUGGAUCAGUGUUGGAUCUGUCUUGGAAUCCAGCCGUGUACAGCAUGUUAGCUGUUUGUACCUCAGAUGGUCUUGUACAGCUUGUAGAUGUUGCUGACAAACCAAAAGUCAUUGCCACUUUACCCAGUCAAGUGGGGGCUUCAUGCUUUUGCUGGAGUCCAAAAGGCAAGCAGCUAUUAGUUGGAAAGAUGGAUGGAAGUUUAGGACAAUAUGACCAUGGCCUUGUGGAGAAAAAAAAUUGGCCAGUUCCUAAUAUUUUAAAAGAUGCACAUUCUGUUCUUGAUGUUGUUUGGCAAUCAACGCACACAUUCAUUGCUGCUUACCUGCCGGUUGGUGCUCAGCCUUCAGAACAGCCCUCUGUUAUAUUAACUUCAGCAAAUAAAGAUCAAGUUCUCCAUAUCAAUUUCUAUGAUGUGUGUUUUGGGAAUGGGGAAGAAAGACAACCUCAUUACUUUUUUCAUCAAGUUUUGAAAUGGGAAAUGGUUCUCAUUGCAUCCAGCAAUUCAACAGAAGCAACAGUCAUUGGUAAAAAUUUAGAUGACAAGACCAGCUGGGAACACUGGAACUUAGAGGAUUGUUCUAGAGCACAAUUGCCUUUAACAGCAGAUCAGAAUGACUCAUUCCCUGUUGGCCUUGCAGUGGACUACUCCCCCAUGAAACAAAUUAUGCUCAGUGACAACAAAUGUCUCCCACCAUGUCCAGUCAUGUAUCUGCUGACCACUGAUGGCAUACUUCUGGGCUAUUAUUUACACUAUAGCCAUAAAGAUGCUGCACCUGCAACAACACCGGCACAUGCUCUAAGUUCAGUUGGUGCAAGGAAAGGGGUGCCUGGGACAUUCACUGCUGUUUCACCACCUAAACAGCCUGCCCAAGAUACUUCAAACUCUGCUCUGUUAGCCACUCCUCUCAAUGUCUUUGGAGUCAACAAGCCCACAGCAACACCAGCUCCCAGCAUCUUUGGUGCCCCUGCUGCCAGUCCCUUUGGAGCUCCAACCCCAACACAGAGUAUCUUUGGAGGCAGAACCCCAACUUCAGGUAUAUUUGGAGCGCCUGCUACGACAUCAAAUGUUUUUACAGCACCAACACCAACUGCAAGUAUAUUUGGAACACCAACAUCAACGUUAGGCUUAUUUGGAGCAUCCGCCUCCACAUCAAGUGUUUUUACAGCACCCACGCCAACUUCAAGCAUUUUUGGAAAAUCAGCAACACCAGCAUCUACUUUAUCUACCCCGAAUGUCUUUGGGGUGGCGGCUCCAGUUGCCACCUCAGCACCUGGUAGCACUGGUGCUGGAGCAACUCCUAGCCUGUUUGGUUCUGCUGUUCCUACUGCAACUUCAACUCCUGCUGUGUUUGGUUCAGUGUCACCUGCAACAUCCACAAAUGUAUUUUCAACAACGACAACUACUUCAGCCUUCUCAUUUUCAGGACUAGGGACAAAGACUACAACAACUCCUAAUUCAGCUUUCACUGGACGUUCUUUUGCUUUGCCACCCUCUGCACCUGCUACAGUGUCAUCUAAAGGGGAUUCUAUAUCAGUAUUUGGCCAGCAGAAAGCUACACCACAAUCCCAGCCAGUUUUUGGAUCCCUACAGCCAUCUUCUGCUUCUGUGACACCAGUUUCUUCAAUGAAGGCCACUGGUGUUGAUGUAGGUCAAGGCACUCUCAAAAAUGAAGCAGCGUCAACAUCCAGUUUGUUUGGCGCUCAUCAAGCUCCAUCUGCCUUCACUUUGAAAACACAGCAGCCUGGUGGUUCAAUCAGUCAAGGACAGAGCAAAUCACCUCUUCAGACUACAACUCCACCAGCUCAGCCGCUAACUAAAGUCAUGACCCAGCCACAAAAACAGAAUAGUACAAACUUAGCAGUCUCCCAAUCAACUAAUGUGGAAGCAGCUCUGGACAGCUCUUUUACUCAGAAUAUACAGGAUGAAAUUGCAGACUUUGAGAAGGAGCUUGAUGAACUGAGAGCUCGUUCAAAGCAAAGAUUUGAUAGUGUUGGAACACCUAAAGAGAAGGAAACACUGAUUCAAGAAACUGAAAGAUUGAUUCACUUUUUUAAGGAGAUUAAUAUAACUACAAAGGAACAACUGAGAGAAGCCCAGGAACAGAAGAAUUGCUGCUACAACUUAUUUGCUACCAUUGAGAACUGUAAAAUGCAACAUGAGCUCUCAAAUGAUCCUCACCACAAUAAGUUACUACAGAGUAAGAAGUUAGACCCAGCUGGUAUGCAAAAGUUGAAGACGUUGCAGCAGAUGUCACAAGCUAUAGAGUUCAGCUUGGAGGAAGUGGAUCAUGUGCUGGAUGCCAAGUGGCAGGAACAUUUGAACAACAAGAAAAAAGAAGAAAGAUUACUUACUCCAACUGGAGAUUCCAUCUACAAGGCCAUCAAAAACAAUAACACACUGAUCAUGUGCAACUGGGAUAAACUCAAGAAACUGGAAGAACAGUUCAUGAAUCUCAAGAUGUACAGCAAGGCCUCCAACAGGGACAUUCAGUCACUCAAACAGACUGUGUUGAACGGUGACAAUCAAUCUUCAAGUCAGCCUUCUCCCAACUUGACUUCUGCUGUGGCCAAUGGAAUGACACCUGAAAAAAUAGCAAGACUUAGAGACUUUCUUUCCCAAAGAAAAGUUCCUAGGGUGAAAUCAACAACUCCAACUAAUAUCUCACUGUCAAGGAUUAUCUCUCAAAGUCCAGGCCAUAGUCCAAGUGAGUCAGCUAGCCCACAACAGCAGCAGUCUGCUCAGAGAAAACAUGCAUUGAAAGAACAGCAGCAGACCCCAACUGGCCCUCCCACAUCUACUCCUGUAGCCCCUGCAGAUUUGUUCAGAGCCAAUGGAGCUUCAGAAAAAAUGAGAAUGAGUGUCCCACCAGUCUCACCAGCAGUGAAAGUUGAAAAUUUAUCCCCAGCUUCAAAUACAACACAUGCACCAUCGUCAAAGAUUCCACCGACAUCUUUCUCUGGUGUUGCCUACUUUAAGCCAUCACCACAAACUGUAGUUGUGACCAAGCCUCUACUAACAACACCUCAGUCUGCUAAAUCACCAUUGGGCUUGUCUGAAGCUGCUAGGAGUAUCACUUUUUCCAAUCCUCCUGGUGGACUCAAAGAGGAGAUUCCACAGUCUGCUUACUAUGAGGAUGUAACCACUGAAGAUGACAAUGAUGAAGAGGAGGAGGACUAUGAGGAUGAGGACAAUGGCUACGAGGAUGAGGAUGAAGAAGAAGAGGAUACUGGUUAUGAUGAGGUAGAGAAAGUUGAUGGUGCCUCUUUUUCAUUUGGCCAAACUCCUACAUCUUCUAAAACAGCUGCUGGGGGAACUUUUAAGCCUCCACAGAACACAAGUUUAAGUUCCUUAGGCAAACCCACUGGACAGCCAACAGCUUUGAAUGAUAUAUUUAGCCCAAAACCUUUGAUACCCUCAAAUGAAUCAGAGAAGUCAAGUUUAACUAGAUCAAGCAGCAAUGGUUUUAGUGUGACCCUACCUAAACCCAGUGAACCCUCUUCAAAGUUUGUCUUUGGUGGUGGCUCUGCAGUCACAGUUACAACUACAAGUACCACAACACUUUUUGGCCAGAAGACUGAAUCAAAGCAGGCAACAGGGUUUUCAUUUGGCGGCACUGCUGUGUUUGGUCAGAAGUUACCAGCAUCAUCUGGUGUUGCCCCUACUUCUUCCAUUUUUGGUUCCGUUGCAACACCGUCUAAGAAUGUCACAUUUUCUGAUGUGAAUGUUAAAAAUCAAGAACGCUCAGACAAAGGUGACGGCUCCACAGCUGCUGAUUCCAAAAUAGAUGUAAUCAAAUCAACACCUCAGUCAACAAGUCCGACAAGUAGUGUUAGUGUGUCAAGUUUAGGUCAAAGAAGUGAAAAAAACACGUCUGAUGCAAGCCAGUUUAACUUUGGAGCUACUCCCUCAACAGGUCAAAGCAGCUCAACUGUAUUUGGUCAGACUUCACAAGCUGCAGCUAAACCAUCAGGCGAUCUUCAGAAUAGUACUACUGUUACAACAGAUGAGUCUACUGUAUCAUCUUCAACCCAGCCAUCUACUGUCAAUACAACAUCAACUUUAACAUCAGUAUUUGGAAGCACAUCUACCACUACAGCAGCAUCAGGUUUUGGUAGUCCUGCUUCUUCUGUUCCUGGAAUCACAACACCAUCUGCACCAACCACAGCAACAUCAUCCUUUGGCACUCCUGCUACUUCUGUGAUUGGUGCCUCAACAUCUGCACCUGCUACUACACUAGUUUCAGAUGCUGCUGCUUCAAAUGCAUCUUCUAUCUUUAGUGGGAGCAAAUCAUCAAUUUUUGGUUUGUCAUCUACCCCUACACAGCCUUUGUUUGGCACACCCACUACAACAGCAUCCUCAGUAUUUGGAGGCACUCCUUCUACUUCAGCAGCAUCAAUUUUUGGAGGAUCUGCUGCUUCUGCUAAGUCUGUAUUUGGGGGCAACACAGGUACCCCUGAAACCUCUUCAGCAUCAGUCUUUGGAGGAUCUGCUUCUACUACUUCUGUAUUUGGUGGGAGCACAGGUUCCACACUGUUUGGCGGACCUAAAGUCACAGCCUCCUCUAGCGUUUUUGGUGGAGCUGCUGCAACCACUGCAUCUGUUUUUGGCUCCCCUGCUGCAUCCACAAGUUCAUCAUCUGUCUUUGGAAAUCCCGUCACCACGACAUCAUCAUCCCUGUUUGGAACAGCAUCGUCUGCAUUUGGUGUAGCAAGUACAGCGGCAUCUUCAACUCCCUUUGGUGGAACCAGCUCGUCAUCUACUAAUUUGUUUGGUGCAGCCACCAUAACAACAUCCUCGACACCCUUUGGCACAGCAGCAACCACCACAGCCUCAGCAGUAUUUGGUGGAGGUACUGGCACCUCACAGACAUCAGUGUUUGGUAAUAGUGGCUCAGUGUUUGGUCAAACCUCCAGUAAGCCACUCUUCGGUGGUACCUCUGCAGCACCAGUGUUUGGAAGCUCAGGUACCACUUCCAACAACAGCAAUGUAUUUGGUGCAUCUUCAGGUACCAGUGUGUUUGGUUCCAGCAGUGGUACAUCAGCAUUGUCUCCUGGCACUGGCUUGUUUGGGGCUGGAACUAAUUCAGGCUCAACCUUUGGACAAACCUUUGGCUUUGGUUCGUCAGCCAACUCAGCAUCUACUACGUCCUCUGUAUUUGGACAGCAGGCUAAUUUACCAUCAACAUCCUCAUCUGUGUUUGGACAGUCCAGUUUUGGAACUUCAAGCUUUGGGUUUGGUGGCCUAGGUGGGAAGCCAUCAGAAGAGAAAGCUAAGCAAAAUGUCUUUGGUACACCUCAGGUGUUUGGGUCUUCAGCACAAACUAACAAUUUAUUUGGUGGUGGAGGAAGCAGCACUUUUGGUGGAACAUCAUCAUCACCUUUCUCUAGCAGUUCAUCUGGUGGUGGUGGUGGUGGAUUCGCUGGUGGCACUGGAGUGGCUUCUACAGGUUUUGGUGUCUCAACACAACAGAGUUCUGGAUUGUUAGGACCAGCUCCAGCCUUUGGAACAGCACCAAGUUUUGGAAGCUCUGCUACUUUUGGCAGCAAACCUGCUUUUGGCUCCAGUCCUGCCUUUGGUGGUGUACCAGCAUUUGGUGCGUCUCCAUCUUUUGCUAGUCCCUCUUCUGGCACCUCUUUCGGCUCAUCUUCCACUGGAGGCUUUGGCAACUUUGCUAGUGUCCAGGCUCCCACUUUUGGUCAGUUGGCUCAAGCUUCACCAUCAUCUACUACUACAGGGUUUGGUGGGUUUGGGUCCUCCCAGACUAGCCAGUCCUCUGUGUUUGGUGGUGGCUUCAACUCAUCUCAAAGUACAUUUGGUGGAGGGGGAGGCAGUUCUGUGUUUGGGCAAGCUGCGUCUAGCCCUAGCUUUGGUGGUACUCCAACUCAAGGGUUUGGUGCCAGUCCAUCACUUGGUGGUAACCCAGCUUUUAGUUCCUACAGAGGUUAACUCCUCACUGAUGGAGGAAUGUCUUCUUUACAUUUGUAGUCAACCUUCUUUUUUUUUUUUAUUUUGUGACUAAGCAUAAAUAUUGGUGGGAAAAUAAUUCUUUCAUCAAAUAUUGUUCUAUUUUAUUGUAGUUCAAAAAGUGAUCCCUAGAUGUAGUAAUUAUUUGGUCUCCCAUUUCUUUCCUAUUGUUUUCUGUGUGUCUUCGCCAAUCUGAAAACUCUCCAGUGUAAGGACAGUGCCUGGCCAGACUUCUAUUUAGUGUCUCUUACUGAAUGCCUUGGACCAAAUACCUCUCCUCUAAGUAAAUAACAUACGAAAGGUGAUAGAGGCUUGACUGUGUUCACUCAAUGUUACCGUUGUAUCAGGGAUGUCAAUGUUGUUCUGUGACUUGAAACAUGUGAAUAAAAGAAAUUUUGAAACAUA